Alosa sapidissima (American shad) is the source of this 3564-nucleotide messenger RNA. RefSeq names its product urocanate hydratase 1 (gene uroc1). Gene Ontology annotation, biological process: L-histidine catabolic process. Lineage: Eukaryota; Metazoa; Chordata; Actinopteri; Clupeiformes; Clupeidae. The record is from RefSeq and is a predicted model, not a curated record. Bases 294 to 2321 code for a protein of 675 amino acids. The transcript has 19 exons. Gene Ontology annotation, molecular function: urocanate hydratase activity.
UGGAGAGCUGGACCUCGACCUUCCCUGACCAGUUGAACACUGAGCCCUGAAACUGCAUCUCCAUCACAGCACGAGCAGGAGCCCUCUGGACACGGCACAACGCUUGUGACGGGCAACGUGUGACCAUUCCCUUAUCCCUGAGGUCGCUAGAGUAGACACACACACACACACUUACCCUGUAUGACAGGCCGCUAGACUCGUUGUUCUGAGUGGUGGUGUAGAGAAGACUCGUCUGUCGCUUUUAGUGGUGGUGUAGAGAAGACUCGUCUGUCGUUCUGAUUGGUGGGUGUAAAAUGUCCGACCUGAAGGAGAUUUGUGCUGGUUUGCCGCAGGAGCCUCUUCCUCCAAACCGCGGCAGGAACCCAGAGGUGCCACAUGCCCCGGUGCGCACCCCCAACCUCAGCCCCGAGCAGGAGAAGCUGGCGUUGAGGAAUGCCCUACGUUACUUCCCUCCAAAUCUCCAUGGCACCCUGGCCCCAGAGUUCGCUCAGGAGCUGCGUCAGUACGGCCAUAUUUACAUGUACCGCUUUUGCCCCCCCUACAGGAUGAGGGCGUACCCCAUACAUGAGUAUCCAUGUCGAACACAACAAGCUGCUUCAAUCAUGUUAAUGAUUAUGAACAACCUUGACCCUGCUGUUGCACAGUUUCCUCAAGAGCUGGUGACUUACGGUGGGAACGGACAAGUGUUCAGCAACUGGGCUCAGUUCCGGCUGGUCAUGCACUACCUGAGCGUGAUGACCGAGGAGCAGACUCUGGUCAUGUACAGCGGUCAUCCCCUCGGCCUCUUCCCCAGCCUGCCGUCCUCCCCCCGCUGUGUCAUCACCAACGGCAUGGUCAUUCCCAACUACUCCUCCAGAGAUGAAUACGAGAAGAUGUUUGCUCUGGGGGUGACCAUGUAUGGUCAGAUGACUGCUGGAAGCUACUGCUACAUUGGGCCUCAAGGGAUUGUUCAUGGAACCAUGCUGACAGUGUUGAAUGCUGGUCGGAGGUACCUGGGUACAGAUGACCUCAGGGGCCGCGUACUUGUGACCUCUGGUCUCGGGGGCAUGAGUGGGGCGCAGGCCAAGGCUGCCGUCAUCGCUGGCUGUGUGGGGGUCAUUGCUGAGGUUGAUGAGGCCCCGCUGAGGAAAAGACAUGAACAGGGCUGGCUAAUGGAGGUGACCAGUGACCUAGAGCAUUGUAUCAAGCGCAUCAGGGAGGCCAAGGCAUCCAAGAUGGCGCUCAGUUUGGGUUACCAUGGCAACAUUGUGGACCUGUGGGAGCGCCUGUGGCAGGAGUAUGAGCGAACGGGCGAGCUGCUGGUGGAUUUGGGCUCAGACCAGACGUCACUGCACAACCCCUUCAGCGGAGGCUACUACCCCGCCUCCCUCAACCUGCGCCAAGCACAACAGCUCAUGAGCAAUGAGCCCAGUCGCUUCAGAGCCGCUGUGCAGGAGAGUCUGCGACGUCAGGUCAGCGCGGUCAACAGAUUGGCAGAGGUUGGCAUGUUCUUCUGGGACUAUGGUAAUGCCUUCCUGCUGGAGGCACAGAGGGCAGGAGCUGAUGUAGGUUGUAGUGCUGGAGGGGCCACAGAGUUCAGAUAUCCAUCCUACGUGCAGCACAUCAUGGGGGAUAUCUUCUCUCUGGGCUUCGGGCCGUUCCGAUGGGUGUGUACAUCCUGUGACCCUGCGGACCUCCAGGAGACUGAUGACAUCGCCAGCGCCGUGCUGGAGGCCAUCAGCGCCACGGUAACGGAGCGUGUGCGCCAGCAGUACAACGACAACAUCCGCUGGAUCAGAGAAGCAGGAAGACACAAGAUGGUGGUUGGCUCCCAGGCUCGCAUCCUCUACUCAGACCAGAAAGGAAGAGUGGCUAUCGCCAUGGCAAUAAACAAGGCCAUAGCCAGUGGCAGGGUCUCGGCUCCAGUGGUCAUCAGUCGGGACCACCAUGAUGUUAGCGGAACAGACAGCCCCUUUAGGGAGACGUCCAAUGUGUAUGAUGGCUCUGCCUUCUGUGCAGAUAUGGCUGUGCAGAACUUUGUGGGUGAUGCAUUCCGUGGAGCCACCUGGGUCUCCCUUCACAAUGGGGGCGGAGUCGGCUGGGGUGAAGUGAUGAAUGGGGGCUUUGGCCUUCUGCUGGACGGCUCUGAGGAGGCUGGACGCCGAGCUCGCCUCAUGUUAAACUGGGACGUCUCUAAUGGGGUCGCGAGGCGCUGCUGGUCCGGUAACUCUAAUGCCUAUGACACCAUCCAGCGCACCAUGGAAGACCAGGUGCAGCUGCAGGUCACCAUGCCCUUCCCUGUGCAGGAUGACACUCUCCUGGACCGCGCUCUGCAGGGAUAGGGAUGGGUUUAGUGGUCCUGAUAGGUUGUGUUAGUGGUCUUGUGGGUUGGGUUAGUGGUCCUGCUGGGUUGGGUUAGUGGUCUUGAUAGGUUAGGUUAGUGGUCUUGUGGGUUGGGUUAGUGGUCCUGAUGGGUUGGGUUAGUAGUCUUGUGGGUCGGGGUUGGACGUAGAGUUAGCCAAUGCAUCAACCCAAUUUCUACUCAUGAGCUCUUUAAUUUCUGCCAUCAGCUUUCUUUUUGAUUAAAGCGAUGGUUUGGAGUAAUUUCACCCUAGGGUCCUUUGCACCAUGACCCCAAGCCAAACACCCUCCCAGAACCUGUUUUCCCUUGAACCCUGGUCGAGUAGCGCUGUCAGAAACGAAUGACUUUCUGCAGGCGUAAUGCAACCAACUUAAUAUCUCGUAAAUUACCCCACUAAUAAUGCCCUGAAUGGUACGAAACUUCUACAGUAGUACAACUAUGUUCUUUACUCAUAAAACGAGGCAUUGAAAAGUUUGUAAGUACACCAGGAGUUUAUUUAAAUAACACUUGCCUGAAAGUCUGGGGAAACGUAGAACUAGUCAAGAGGAAACUUGAUCGCGAUCAGAAAUGUCAAAACACCACCAAUCAUAUCAGUCACUUCCCCCAAUACAUUUGAGACCAGACACACAAAUGCACAGUUGAGACUAAGCGUGUUUUCCCCAGCUGCCGGCGUCCGUUUUACAUUAUAAUCCUAUGGAGUAGACCGUGUUUUCAAAAACUGGGAAACAAACGUUUCGGGCUUAGCCCUUUAUCAAUGUCUCCAUUAGCCCGAAACCUUUGUUUCCCAGUUUUUUUGUCUGUAGACUUGUUGUAAAAACCUCGGCUCUCAAUACAAAUUUGUAUUAGUAUCAAGCCAUUGAGUGUGCUUUUUUCUACCCUACACAUAAAACAAAGCACCGUCACCGUUUUUUUUAGUGUAAUAUAAUAAUGUUACUUUAGCUAAGGUAGUAUUAUAUAAGGUUAUUAUUUUAAUAAAGGUAGUGUUAACAUAAGGUUGCUAAAAACACCUUCUUGUUAUCAGCAGCAACAUUGCCUAAACCUGGGCUGCUCAAUUUGGGGCCCGCCUUCCAUUUUGUUUUGGCCGCCUUGUUCAUGUUAAUACUGCCUUCAUGCCGGCUGUACAUUUGGAGGACCGAACUGGGGUUGGGAUAGUGGGAGAUCAACAGGCCCGUGAGUAGUGGGGUUGGGAUAGUGGGAGAUCAACAGGCCCGUGAGUAGGGGGG